Messenger RNA from Panthera uncia (snow leopard), 863 nucleotides. It is a transcript of the gene GJD3, whose product is annotated as gap junction protein delta 3. Gene Ontology annotation, cellular component: connexin complex. NCBI's taxonomy places the organism in Eukaryota, Metazoa, Chordata, Mammalia, Carnivora, Felidae. The annotation marks the transcript as partial. The transcript has a single exon. Gene Ontology annotation, biological process: cell communication. The record is from RefSeq and is a predicted model, not a curated record.
CACUACCGCUUCUGGCUCUUCCACAUCCUGCUGCUCUCGGCGCCCCCCGUGCUCUUCGUCAUCUACUCGGUGCACCGCGCCGGCAAGCAGGCGGGCGGCGCGGACGCCGGGCCCGGGCCGCCCCCGCGCCGCCGCUGCUACCUGCUGAGCGUGGCGCUGCGCCUGCUGGCCGAGCUGGCCUUCCUGGCGGGCCAGGCGCUGCUCUACGGCUUCCGCGUGGCCCCGCACUUCGCGUGCGCCGGCCCGCCGUGCCCGCACACCGUGGACUGCUUCGUGAGCCGGCCCACCGAGAAGACCGUCUUCGUGCUCUUCUACUUCGCCGUGGGGCUGCUCUCGGCGCUGCUCAGCGUGGCCGAGCUAGGCCACCUGCUCUGCAAGGGCCGCCCGCGCGCCGGGCGCCGUCGCCAGGCGGCAGAGCGCGACGGCCGCCGCCACCGCGCGCGCCCCGACCCCUGCGGCCCCCCCGCCUACCCGCACCCGGCGCCGGCCAGCGACAGCGAGGGCGGCAGCGGCCACAGCAAGGCGUCCCUGGCCACGGUCCGCCAGGACCUGGCCAUCUAGAGGCGGGCCGCGGGUGCUUCCCGGAGAACUGUCCCCGGGACCCUGCCCUGCAGCGUCCCCAGCACUUCCCGAGUGCGCUGGGUUGAGUGGGGGCCCCGUAGAUUGAACUGUGGCAGGUCCUUGUUGCCCUGAUCCAGGUGGCAGGGGGGAGGCCUGGGGCUGAGAGAACGUGCACAGGAGGAGGGCACCGCAGAGCCGGAAGGGGAGGUGCAGGUGGUGCCCAGAAAAAGUACUUGUGAUACCAGCCUCCCGAGGGCCUCUCCUUCUUGGGGCUGAGGCGUGGCCUCUGUGUGGGCUCCCUG